AUGUACCAGACUCAGGUGCCCGUCGAAGGUGCCCGCCCGGUGUCGCACCUCCAGCAUCUAGCUGCUCAAUGUCAAGCUAAGUGGCUCCGAUGCAGAGUCGAUAGUCUCCACGUCUUUUCGCGUCUACCGCUCAGGACGGUGCAGUUCCUUAUGAUAGAGCGGGGCGUGUACGGCAGCGAGCCGUCAGGCCGAGUUGACAUGACGCGAACACCUUCGCAACAUCUCCCUACGACGCUACACAUGCGCGAUGGCAACUCGGCGGUGCUAUAUCCGAGAAUGAGACACCUGAAGCUCGACCGUGUCGCCUUCCUCGCCGUCUCGCCGGCGGACAGCACGGAGGUUGAAGAAGAAACCGAGGAGUCCUGGCAGCACGGGAGAUGGUAUGAAGCAUUUGUCGCUGCGCUCAGGGCUCGAGUGAAUCUAGCAAAGCCAGGCAUGAAGCUGAUCAUCACCGGCACGGAUGCUAUCACAGGCCCGAGGGCUGAGGCCUCUGGAAUAGUCCGAGUCGAGCUGGAAAACUACGUGGACGAUGUUAUAGAUCCUGGACGGCCGCGCAGGACCAGUGAAAAUGGAUGA
Messenger RNA from Phanerochaete carnosa HHB-10118-sp, 576 nucleotides. RefSeq lists its product as uncharacterized. Lineage: Eukaryota; Fungi; Basidiomycota; Agaricomycetes; Polyporales; Phanerochaetaceae. The record is from RefSeq and is a predicted model, not a curated record. Bases 1 to 576 code for a protein of 191 amino acids. The transcript is spliced from 2 exons.